This is a messenger RNA of Parasteatoda tepidariorum (common house spider), 6041 nucleotides long. It is a transcript of the gene sp3, whose product is annotated as phosphatidylinositide phosphatase spermathreecae. NCBI's taxonomy places the organism in Eukaryota, Metazoa, Arthropoda, Arachnida, Araneae, Theridiidae. Gene Ontology annotation, cellular component: early endosome; clathrin-coated endocytic vesicle. Gene Ontology annotation, molecular function: phosphatidylinositol-4-phosphate phosphatase activity. The record is from RefSeq and is a predicted model, not a curated record. Gene Ontology annotation, biological process: phosphatidylinositol dephosphorylation; regulation of endocytic recycling.
UUUUCUUCUGGUUUUGUUUUUUGAUCAGUCGUCUUCUAAAGAGUACGGGUGUUUUGACGGUUUGAAUAUAAUCUGUUUACAACAAAAAAAUGAUUUACAACAUAUUGAAAUUCUCUUUUUUAUAAAUUCAUUAACUAAACAUGGAAUUGUUAAUGAAUAGUGAGUACUAUGUUCUUUUAAAUGAAGAUCAUAGCUUAUGGUGCAGUCGUAAAGAUGGAUCUUUUACACCUAAACUGGCUAAAGAUGUUGAACAAUUGUCAGAUUUUGUAUGCAUUGGUAUUGUUUUUGGAUUAAUUGGAAAAUUUACCAUUCAGCAAGAUAUUGACAAAAGGUUAGCUGUUAUUCGUGACCGUGCUGUUGUUGGUGUGUUACCUGGGGGUCAUGAUGUUUAUAAAAUUCAGAAGAUAGCUCUUUUACCAUUAAAUCAGCAGCAGCUUCCAGAUGUUGAGUUUGAGGUUUGUAAAAAGCAUCGUUUCAAUCCGAGAAAAGCUGAAAAACCAACUAAUACCACAGAUACACAGCAAAAAGCUUUUCAAAAAACUUGGAACACGCUGAAAUCUGCGACUGCUCAAGUAAAAAAUAGAAAAGUUAGUGACACAUUAUUUUCAGCCGCAUCUUUCCUGACAAAUAAAGUUCUGAUUCCUGUCUUAUUGAUGGAAACAGGACCUUGGAGAUUUUCAGGAAAUUUAGCCAUAAAGCAACCUAAAGAACUGAGAGAUAGAGAAAAGUUAGAAAAGAGAGUUAUAGAGGAGUUUACUAAAAUGUUUACAGACACAGAUUCCUUUUAUUAUUCUUUUACGGGUGAUUUGACCAAUUCUGUUCAAAGGCAGUAUUACCAAUCAAAGGAUCCUGAAUUUGAUGGUGUACCUUUAUGGAAAAAAAUAGAUGAUCGAUUUUUCUGGAAUAAAUUUAUGGUUUCAGAGCUGAUAAGCACAAAUGACCCAUUAUGUAAUCCUUGGAUCACUCCGGUCAUUCAAGGAUUUGUACAAAUCGAACAGUGCUGGAUAGAUAUUAUUGACGAUGCUGAAUCUCUUUCAGCUGAGGGUAUAAAGUUUUUUCCACCACCUACACUUUUACCUGAUGUGACAGGAAAAAACUACACAAUGAUUUUGAUAUCCCGAAGAAGCCGUCAUCGAGCUGGUACACGAUACAAGCGUAGAGGAGUCGAUGAAUCUGGAAAAUGUGCAAAUUAUGUUGAAACUGAACAGAUAUUUGAAUAUGCAUCUCACAUAGUAUCUUUUGUACAAGUUCGAGGAUCUGUUCCUAUAUUUUGGAGUCAGCCUGGAUAUAAAUACAGACCACCUCCUCAGUUGGAUAAAGGAGAAGAAGAAACUCAAGUGGCAUUUGAAAAACAUUUUGAAGAGGAAUUAAGUGUUUACAAAUCUCAAGUCAUAGUUAAUCUCAUGGAACAAUGUGGCAAAGAAAAGAUAAUUAAUGAUGCAUAUUUAAAGCAUAUAUUGGAAUUCAGCUGUCCCGAUCUAGUUUAUGUUAGUUUUGACUUUCAUGAAUAUUGCCGGGGUAUGAAAUUUGAGAAUGUUUCUGUUUUAAUUGAAAGCAUUCAGGAUGUUAUUCGUGACAUGCGAUACUGUUGGACUGACAGCGAAGGUCUUAUUUGUGACCAACGGGGAGUUUUUCGCGUCAAUUGUGUUGACUGCUUAGAUCGUACCAACAUUGUCCAAACAGCCCUUGCUAAGACUGUCAUGGACAUUCAGUUCAACAAACUAGGUCUAUUACCCCCUGAAGGUGUGUUACCUGCUGGCUGUCGAAGAAUAUUUCAAAUGUUAUGGGCUAAUAAUGGUGAUAUUAUUAGUCGGCAGUAUGCUGGAACUGUAGCAUUAAAAGGUGAUUACACUAGGACUGGAGAACGUAGAAUAGCUGGAAUGAUGAAAGAUGGAUAUCACUCUGCAAAUAGGUACUAUGUCAACCGAUUUAAGGACGCCUUUCGUCAAGCUACGAUUGAUUUAAUGAUGGGUAACCCAGUCACAGAAGAUAUAAACGCUGUUACUCCUGAAAGAGAAGAAGCUGAUACAGAAAUUGAAAUUAAUGAACAAGAACAUCAUGAAAGAGUUAAACAACUCAUAGAAGAUUGUAAAAAAAUUUUAAUACCAGAAACUGAAGUUGUCUUAGGUGGAUGGGCAUUAAUUGAUGCAGAUCCUGUGACUGGGGAUCCUGAUAAGCAAGACAUGGAUGCAAUAUUGAUUCUUACCAAAGAUUCUUACUUUGUUGCCGAAUAUGAUGAUCAGACUGAUAGAAUUAUUAAGUAUCAGCAUGUACAAUUAGAAGAUUUAGAGAGAAUUGAAUUAGGACCUGAACCAGGAGUUUUUAAAUCGAAACAUUAUUGCCUACGUUUGCACUACUGUGUUUAUGGACAGUCUGGUUAUUUCCACAUGUUUCGCUCCACCAAUACAAGAUUUUUUAAUAAUAUGGCUGUUCCAAUUAGUAGUGAAGAAGAAGCUGCAGAAUCUUUAAAAGCUAUUUGUGAAACAUUUAAAGUUGCUUUGUGCGUGAAAGAAGUAAAUGUUCCCAUAUUUGAGGGGAAAUUGGAGCGUCGCAAAAGCAAAAUGCCACUAUCACAGGCCGGAGUUCGUGCUGGAGUUUUCAGGAGCAAUCGCAAUCAUCAUGGACAUAAUGCCAACCAUGGUUUUCACUUAGAACUCCCAUCAUUUUCCUCAAUGCCUCGUAAUAUAUCAGAAGGUCAAUUAAAUUCAUUGAAAAAUGUUGGAUCCAGAGCUUUAAGUAAUGUUACCUCACACUUUGCAAAGCUAAAUCCUAUUAAAACUGUAAAAGCUUUAGGGAAAAAAUCUACAAAUGGUUUUGCAUCAUGUGCAGCUCCUAAUUUAGCUUCUGUUGAUGAGACUAGUGCUUCUAUAAGUCAACGCUAUAGCAUGGAUAGUUCAUCUGAAUCAGAAGAAGAUUCUGCACUUCAUCACAAAAUCUAUACACCAGCUGGAUUUCAUGGGCACAUAAGUGAUCGUACUCUGAGCUCCGAUUAUUCAGAAUUCAGUGAUGUCGACGAACAGGAACUGAUGUUGUCCACUGAAUGCCUAGAUAACGGUGCUAAUGACAGUAAACACGACACAAUGCUCGAAAGUUGCGGGAUUUUAGCCACUUAUAGCUCUGGCCUAAAUGGACCACAGAGUGACAAUUUUGUCUUUCUCGAAGACAACAGCCAGUUUAGUCAAAGAAGAUAUAACACUGAAGUGGAUGAUUUUGUAUUGGAUGCCAUGAAAAGGGCGUCCCAACGUCAAAGUAAAAGAAUGUCAGCGCAGAAGCUGGUAAGCUCCAAACAGAACCUUUCUUUAGCAUCUAUGCCCCAAAUACAUAUAAGUACUGAAAGUAACCUUGCUGCUUACACCAAACCAGAUGAAAUUUAUUGCGGAUCUGGUAAAGUAGCGGUGUCUCGUAAGUUGUCCAAGUCUUCGGAGGAUCUGGAGUAUCGGCCUUGCACUGUCGCCACUUCUCACGAAGUGUCCCACCUUUUGGUACAGGAAGAAGUAAUGUUAGAUACCGAAGGACUGAAUGCUAAAAUGAAGACAUCACACAGUGAAAGUGCUAUUCAAGACUUCUCCCUGUCCUCCCUCAAUCUGUCCAACACUCUGUCUCCUAUUGCAAUAAAAAAAGAUUUGGUGCUGUCACCACUGUCUAGAAUAGCGAAAGGGGUGCAGAAUUUCGGAAUGAACUUACGCCCAGGACACCCACGCAGCAACCCUAUUUCGCCUAAUUCUGAAGAUUACGAGAAAGUAAAGCUGAAAAGAAAGAACUGUGCUACUCGAAUCAUCGAAUUGUGAUCGGAUGUUGUAUAAUUUGUUAGAAAUAUAUUGGAGUUAUAUUUGUAUAGAAAUUACGAGGCUAUAAUUGUUAAAAAAGAAAUUAGCAAUAUAUAAGAGGAAUUUUUACAUAGCAAAAAAGUGCAAGAUUUUUAUUUUGCAUGUCUUAUUUUAGAAAAGUGAAAAUAACGUAGCUAAAUAAGUAUUUCUGCCCAUUUUUUUUUUUUAAAUAAGUGUUUAUAAGUAUUAUUUGUGUUAAUUUAUUUUUAAAAUGUGCAAUAAUUCUCUAGUUUUUUUAUUGUUUAAUGUUUUCCUUAUGUAUUGUAGUCGUAUAAAACUUCAAUAUAUGAAGUUUUGACUUAGUAUACACAUUGUUUUAAAAAAUAUUCAAAGUAUUCUCCUAUUUACCUCCCUCAUUUUUUGUAAAUUUUCAUCAAAUUUUGUAAUAUCCAUUCGAUGAAUAUUUCUUUUUAUAUUUAUGUUCACUCGAAAAUCAUCUAUGGCUGAAACAUUCUUUAUUUAUGAAUGAAAACAUUCAUUAUUUACAAAUGAAAAACAUAUUUUCCAACUUUGAUACUUUGUCCACUUGUCUAAUAAACUUCUAUAUUUUCCUAAUGUGAAACAUAAUUGUCACACUUGUAUAUUAAAACUUUCCCUUAAUAUAUUUCCUAUUUAUCGUUGAAAUUUUUACAUUAGAUAGUAGUGUUUGCUUUUAAAAAAUAACUUUGCUUUUUGACAUAGGUCACAUUUGAAUAGCUUUGUAGUUAUUCUAUUCAUUUGAAUACAUGACCAACCUAAAAGUGUAGGGCAUGACCAAAAUGCAUGUGGGAAGCCCUUUUUUGCACUUGCACAUGCUUUGAAGGGAAAUAUUAAUGUUUUGGUAUUCUAAAAUUUUAGUUUGCUUUCUCCUACGAUAAUCAUGUCCUGUUCAAAUCUAAUUCAAACAUUUGUAAAAAGCAAGUAAAUAUAACACCAUUUGCGAGUUUUAUUUACUCCUUCAGGACCAAUAGUUUGAGAAAGAAUGCUUUCUCAGGACCACAUACUCCCAGGGUAUACAAACUUCAAUUAUAUGCAUAGGUACUAGAGAGUACCAUAUUUAGCUCACAUCCUUGUGAUCUUUGGGGUACUAUGGUCAGAAAGGUUUCUUUUAUUUAUGACAUCAUGCCCCAGACCCACCUACUCCACUCGCUUUAAAAAUAUGUUUAGAUACUUAAUAAAAGAUGUAACAUGAGAGUACCGUAUUUAGUUCACAUCCUUGUGAUCUUUGGGGUACUAUAGUCAGAAAGGUUUCUUUUAUUUAUGACAUCAUGUCCCAGGCCCACAUACUCCACACGCUCUAAAAAUCUGUAUAGAUGCUAAUACAAGAUGUAAUAUGAGAGUAUCGUAUUUAGCUCACAUCCUUGUGAUCUUGGACCUCUAUAGUCAGAAAGGUUUCAUUUAUUUAUGACUCCAUGGGGGUGUGAAGGGAGAAUCAUGUAAUCACAGUUCUGGAGGGGUUAAAGCUUUAAAUAUUUACUUAAUUUAUUAUUUAGUUUUAAAGCAAUUCCUCACUAUACAUUUUAAAAUGAUGCUUAUUUUUAGCGGUACUUUCAUUUUUUAACUGUUUUUAAUCGUAUUUAUAAAGAUUCAUUCUUCUAUCAUAAAUACUUAAAGCAUAACAAACUUUUUUUAAAUUUAAUUUUACUAUGUAUGUUUGUAAAACUAAAAUGUUUUAUAAUUGUUUAGCUAAAGUAUCUACUGGUUGCUAACAUGAAAAACUUUUUGUCACAAAAAUAAACAAUGUGUAAAUUAUAUAUUUUUACGUUCAUAUUUUUUAUUAUCAGUGAAUGCUUCAAUUCUUUCCCGUCUUUUCAUUUGAAUUAGUUAUUAUGAAAGGAAGUUUAAAUAGCUAUUUAUUAUUUUUAUUCCAUUUUAUUGAUUUAGGUUAAUUUUGCUUUCUUAUAAAUGAGUUGUACUUGAAAUCUGUCCAUGCAUCAGUAAUUGUUAAUUUACUCAUUAGUGAGUUUUAUUUUGUGUUUCUUUUCGUUUCAUUAUUAAACUCUUAAAGUAUUUGUUUAUUCAUUUGUUUUGCAUUCUUAAUUUUAGUCAUUCCAAAAAAAUUGUCUUUCAUCUAAGGAUUGGUUAUAUUUUUUCUUUUAAUGUUUUUUUUUAAUUUUUUUUUUUUAAAUUUUUGAUUGCCUAGUCUCGAAAGUUAUGAAGCACUUGUUACUUUGCAAACAUUCUCCUUUUACAAUUUUUUUUUAUGUAAUUUAAUUAAAAUGUUUUAUUUUUGCA